AUGAGUGUCUCGGGCCAGCAUGGAAGGCCGGACGGCGAGAUGUUCCUCAACCGUCCCAAUGACCGCGACUCCCCCACCAUCGUCGAGCCGUUGCGCAUUAAUAAAAGAACCUCCAGCGCCUCCUCAGGCGUGCCCUCUAUUGCUGGCAAGCAGAGUCCUGUCCCCCAGCAGCCUGCUCAGCCUGCCACUGUCUACCCGAUGCCGUCCCUCCCCUACCCGGACGAGCAGGCUCGCCUGCAAGCACAAGCCACCCGGUCCAAUGGGUCUCCUGCCCCUUAUCCUUAUCCGGAUGUGAGAAGAGUGACUUCUCCUGAACAGAGCGGAACUGUAGGCAAUGGGGCAAGGCAGCAGGCAAAGAGGACGACAUCAGGAGAUGGACGUAUCCCACAAACACUGGCAGAACGUCGGGGGACGGCGCCAAAGCCUCUGCCAGAAUCCCCUGGCCCGGAUGCGCCAGAUAAAGAAGGACUAUUCCAGCGCCCUCCUCAGCGAAGGGAUCCGCCGAGUACGGCGCCUCUCCCAAGCCAAAAUGAAUCUCGCCAGCAGUAUUGGCCGCCACCCCCCGAAGGUGCGGCCGCUGCAGCAGACGCUUUGAGCAGGUUGAAGAUCAGGGACCCUUCCUCGAUCAACCGAAUAAGUUCGACGGCAUCCACAUCCACCACCAGGGCUCAGCGCGGAUCUCCUCCACCGCCAGAAACGCCAAUCGUUGGCCCGGGGGCCCGUCCACAGACCGACAUCGAAGCCCGCUACGCAGCGUCUGGCAUUGCAGCCCGCCCAGACACAGACCAACGCUCCCCCUCGGCGGCCUUGGACGCGACCGAAGCCCCGGGGAGCUCGCAACACCCUGCUCCGACAGUGUAUCAAGGCAUGGAAGAAGCUCGCCCAUCACCCCCAACUGCAGCCGCCGCAUCGACGGCGCGCUCAGGGGCUCUUCAAUCUCCAACUCGAGCCCAGCACCCUGUCGAAACUGAGAUAUCCAGGCUGCAGCCUCAUGAAGAGCCUCCUCCGGCAUACUCUCAGAUUCCUGGUGGGAGGAACGUCUCAGGGAACGAGAAACAAAGGAGAAGUAUGGUCGGGGCCGCUGUGGCGCCAGCGGCGACAGCAGGAAUCGCACCCACAGCAGCUCCACAACCAACCAGCUUCAUGCCAGGAACACAGGUCCCCAACCAGAUGGACCACCCAGCAUUUGCGAACGACCCUAGGCAAGCAGUCCAAAGCCCACAGGCCCAUGCGACCAUGAACGGUCAGAUGCCACAAGCACAGCCCAUCGUGCCUCAGACACCUUCACAAAUUCCUCCCGCUUCUCCGCCACCGCUUCCCGAGGGUUGGAUAGCCCAUUUAGACCCAAACUCGGGGCAAUAUUACUAUAUCCACUUACCUACACAGUCGACGCAGUGGGAGUUUCCCAAAGGUCCAACGCCGCUCAACCUCAAUGAUACACCUUUGUCUCCGGUCGCCAGCGUCUACCAGAACCCGCUCGCUUCACCUGGCUUAUCUUUCACUUCCAAACCACUGGCGUCUCCGGGCAUUCCCAUGACUCCUGGAUAUGAGCAGCAAAGUGUGAUGGGCUUGCCUGGACCAGCAGCCUUCACUGGACCGCCUCCGAGCGCUGGUGUGGAUCUGUACAAGGUGGUGGCAACGAAUGGCGUCUACUUUGGUCCUUAUCUUCGCUACGCCAAUAUGGAUAUAGAGCGCGGCGUCUGGUAUGGAUCGAUACUGCUGGUCACGGAUGCACCCCAACCACCAACAAUACACAUUCAUCAGAGUGUCGAUUUGUCGCCAAAUCCGCGCCAGUUGAAAGCCAGCUGUAUUUCAACUCAUCAGCGCUGGACAUUUUACAAGUACGAGGUUGACCUGCACAUGGAAGAGUCUGGAGCUGCCAAAUGGACAUAUGCCAUUACUUCUCAUCUGGGUUGCACGAGAUAUGAGUUCCUGGUGGCUGGCAAACAUGAGACCAAUUGGCGUUUUGUAUGCACCUCUGCGAACGACUUUUCCCUCAACGUGAGCGCCAACGAGCGCGCCAGACUGGGCGGGGUGGGAUUCAUGUGGAAAGACAUCAUGCAGAAACAUGCCGAAUGCGGCGGGUUCCACUGCCAGCUCGGCUUGGGCAGUCAGAUCAAUGCUGACAGGCUGUGGAAGGAGAUACCAUCGCUGAAACAGUGGCUGUCAACGAGCGGGAAAGAAAACCGCAAGAAUGCAGUCUGGACAGCAGCGCACGAAGAGGACGUGACGCAUGCAUAUUUUCAUUAUUACACGAGUCAUUUUGAUCAGCCAUAUUUGCGCGAGGCUUUUGCCCAGAUACCCCAUAUCUUGACGAUUGAUGAUCACGACAUCAACAUGUUCAAGAACAUUGGAAGGAUUGGUAUAGAGAUGUAUCUGCUAUUCCAGCAUCACACCACACUCGAACUCCUUCGGAAUGUGUCAGACGACAGAGACCUGUUUACCAUUACGGGGACGGGGUGGCACUUCGUCAAAUUCCUCGGGCCAGCGGUCGCCGUUGUCGGUCCAGACACUCGAAGUGAACGGACACUCCAUCAAGUCAUGGCAGGCCCUACCUACCAAGGUCUAUUUCCAAAGAUUGCUCUGCUCCCACCUACAAUCCAGCAUUGCCUCCUGAUGAUACCGGUCCCCUUGAUCUAUCCGAGGCUGGAUGCUGCGGAAUCGAUAGCGCAGACCGUGGCAACCGGGAAGAAAGCGGUGACGGGGGCCUAUAACGUGCUCGGCAAAGUGACGAGCUCCGUUGCAGGCGUGGUCGGAGCGAAAGGGGCAGUUGGAUCGGGAUUUGACUCGGUCAAACGUGCCGUCGGGAAAUCUGGGCUCAUGGGAGGUAUUCUGAGUCCGUUUGGAGACAUUGACGUUCUCGACGAGCUGAAGGACCAGUGGACCCACGAUUCCAAGGAUCUGGAGCGGACGUACUUCAUUCGGACCCUGCAGGGGAUCUCGCAUCAACGAUCGAUCCGCAUGACAUUUGUAUCCGGAGCAGUCAACACAUGUGGAGCGGGUCUUGUCCACGAUCCAUCUCACCCAUCAGACCACAAGACCAUGUACCAGAUUAUUUCGUCGCCGGUGGUGAAUACUCCGCCUCACAGCUAUGUUAUGAAACUGCUCAACAACAACAAGCCACUCUACAUCCCUGCGAAUGGACAGCGAUCCACCCCAUCACAACCGACCGACACGAAAGAAGACAUGAUGGAGAUCUUUACGCACGACGUGACGGGGCAACCCAUCAACAAUCGGAAAUUGAUGGCACGGCGCAACUAUGUGGCAGUUGUGGUCUAUGAUCCCGAAGUGGUCAAUGGCACAUUUGGGCAGACGGACAUGCACCGAGGAUCGGGCAAGUUGAGUCUGGCGGCCGACUUUUUGGUGCAGGGAGAAGGCGCAUAUGGAAGCGUGGUCAAAUACGGACCUGUGGUUGUGCCGAGCCUGGAGUAUGGGCGCUGA
Molecule: messenger RNA, 3441 nt
Organism: Fonsecaea monophora
Lineage: Eukaryota; Fungi; Ascomycota; Eurotiomycetes; Chaetothyriales; Herpotrichiellaceae
Exons: 4
Coding region: 1-3441 (1146 amino acids)
Cellular component (GO): membrane
Molecular function (GO): protein binding
Source: RefSeq, a predicted model, not a curated record